Messenger RNA from Bombus pyrosoma, 5841 nucleotides. It is a transcript of the gene anne, whose product is annotated as polyamine-transporting ATPase 13A3. Bases 304 to 4539 code for a protein of 1411 amino acids. The record is from RefSeq and is a predicted model, not a curated record. Gene Ontology annotation, cellular component: membrane. Gene Ontology annotation, biological process: intracellular calcium ion homeostasis; polyamine transmembrane transport. The transcript is spliced from 11 exons. Gene Ontology annotation, molecular function: P-type transmembrane transporter activity; ATP hydrolysis activity; ATP binding. Lineage: Eukaryota; Metazoa; Arthropoda; Insecta; Hymenoptera; Apidae.
GACAGUGUUGCUCGGCGCUCCGUUGCGCGUCCCUGCUGCUUUUCUGCGCGGUCGCGUAGCGUUUCUCUUGACGGCGCAGCUGCGCGUGCCACCGAAAUUAUGUUGCCUCGUUGCUGAUCUCUCGGGAAACAAAAACGACGAUCACGGCCCCCGGUGACACGCGAUGCCCGGCGUUCCCUUGGUGUUCGAUUACUUCUAAAUGCCCACCUGUCCAACCACCAUCACCAACGUCGUCGUCGUCACGAUACAAAAGUGGAGAACACCAAUUUCGAACCAGCCUCCUCCGAGCUGAGGAUAAGCGCCAUGAACGGAACCAGGGGCAAUGGGAUUCUCCACCUAAAGAAUGGUAUCGAUUACAUCAACCCUGGUGAAGAAGAUCAAAUGGAAAUUUAUGGAUACAAGAGAAACAAUAUUCUAACCGCUGUUACUUGGUUCUUGAUUAUCAUUACCGGAGGGCUUCUUAGAUUGGUCUUUCACUGGAUACCGCAUCUUAUGUUGCUAGCAACUCAUUCCAAAUGUCAAUUAGAAACCGCAGACACUGUUUUGCUGGUAGAAAAGUUCCAAGGAAAACACACGAGUUAUUACGUAAAGAAAUUGCAGACUUUGGCCGCUCAAGAUAUACUCGGUAAACCUUUCGAUGGAAAAUCAUUGAUGGAUAACGAACCAUGGAUGGAGAACGGCAGCGUGAUAACCGUCAAGGAAGUAAAGGAAGAAUAUCCUUCCUCACUCUCGCUGCAUCUAGCCGGUGGACAAUUUAAACAGGUUCCGUCGAUCGUCCUGUUCCACUGCAAGAAGUUAACUUACGUUUGGGACCCCGAGAGAUCCGAGUUCCUAAAACUUCGUGGUUUAGACGUUGGUGUCCUAACUUCCACAUUGCAUCAGAUGCAAGGAUUAAAUUCGCUUGAACAGCAUAUGAGACGUUGCGUUUACGGAAACAAUGAGAUCGUAAUUCGAGUAAAGAGUAUUCUAACGCUGCUUUGUCUCGAGGUCCUUAAUCCAUUCUACGUCUUCCAACUGUUUAGUUUUUGUCUCUGGAUUGCCGACAACUAUUAUUAUUACGCCAUGGUCAUCUUGGCCAUGUCCAGCGUUGGCAUAAUUAUGGCAGUCUUCCAGACUCGUCGGAACCAACACAACUUACGUUCCACUGUACACUCUUCCGACGUGGCAACGGUGAUGAGAGACCGCGCGACCGGCCAAACAGCGACCGUGCCUGCUGAAAAAUUGGUACCUGGUGAUAUUUUGGUUAUUCCAUCUCAUGGCUGUUUGAUGCCUUGUGACGCAGUGCUUCUGACUGGGAAUUGCAUUCUGAAUGAAUCUAUGUUGACCGGAGAGUCGGUUCCUGUCACAAAGACGCCUAUUCCUUCGUCCAAUGAAAUGAUAUACGACAUUAAGGAACAUGCAAGACACACGCUGUUUUGUGGUACUCGAGUUAUUCAAACGAGAUAUUACGGUUCGGAGAAGGUUUUAGCUGUUGUUGUGAGAACUGGGUUCAACACCAGCAAAGGUGGACUGGUCAGAUCCAUUAUGUAUCCUCCACCUGUUGAUUUCAAGUUUGAACAAGAUUCUUACAAGUUCGUCGUAUUAUUAGCUGGUAUAGCUAGUAUUGGCGUGAUUUACACCAUUGUGACAAAGGCUAUGAGAGGUGUCCCAAACCAUCACAUCGCUCUUGAAGCGUUAGAUCUGGUUACCAUCGUAGUACCGCCAGCUCUACCAGCGGCUAUGACAGUUGGUCGAAUGGUGGCACAGCGCAGACUUGAGAAAAACAAGAUUUACUGUACGAGUCCAAGAACGAUCAAUGUGUCAGGAUCAAUUGACUGCAUCUGUUUUGACAAAACUGGAACGCUGACUGAAGAUGGUCUCGAUAUGUGGGGCGUAGUGAAUACCAUCGAUAAGAAAUUCCAGCCGCCUAUCAAAGAUAUCACAUCCUUGCCCCUAAACGAUGUUCUCAUCGGAAUGGUGACUUGCCACGGAAUCACUAUAAUAGAAAAUCAACUCGUCGGAGAUCCACUCGACCUAAAAAUGUUUGAGUCUACGGGUUGGAGCUUGGAAGAGCCCGAUGUAUCCGAUACGUCAAAAUUCUCGAUGCUUUUCCCUACAAUAGUGCGACCACCGAAAGGCUCCAAUCUAUUGAAGAAGCUACCCAACGAAAUAAGAAUCUCGAUCAGCCGACAAAAUUCUAUGUCUUCUGACAUGAUCGAUAACAUCUCUUUAAACAACCUUGAUACCACGUUGACUGGUUCCACGACAGAAUUGGGGGAGCAAGGUUUAGAAAUUGGAAUCGUUCGUCAAUUUCCGUUCACAUCUAGUCUCCAAAGGAUGAGCGUGAUUACCAGGACGUUGGGAGCUAAUCAUUACGACCUCUAUUGCAAAGGCAGCCCAGAAAUGAUUCUCAGCCUCUCCAGAGCAGAAUCCAUCCCAGCAGAUUUUGGCGCUGUGUUACAAGACUAUACUUCGGAAGGCUACCGUGUGAUCGGCCUCGCACACAAAUCUUUGAAUCGUCUUCCUUACGCCAAGGUCCAGCGAUUGAGUCGCGAGUCUGCAGAGUCCGAUCUGACGUUCUUAGCAUUCGUCAUCAUGGAAAACAGAUUGAAACCAGAAACCACGCCUGUGAUCAGUGCAUUAAACACUGCCUGUAUAAAGACUGUCAUGGUGACUGGCGACAAUAUGCUAACUGCACUGUCCGUUGCCAGAGACUGUGACAUCGUGAAGCCAGGCACAGCCGUCAUUGCAGUCUCUGCCACUCAGCAUAACCAGAUGAAACCACAAAUAUAUUUCACGAAGAGCAGCAGUCAGCCAUCUAUGGGACACGGGGAUCUCAGCGAAAUGACUGAUUUGAAUAGUGUAGCUAGCUUGGAAACAGUGGAGAGUGGCUCCUUUGGGAACAAUCAGUUCGAUAACGAUGUCAAUUAUUUAGCCGACGACUUACACCAUUCAAAAAACAAAUACGUGUUUUCACUCACGGGUAAAACGUGGGCACUAGUCAAACAAUAUUACCCAGAACUGAUUCCCAAACUUGUCACUCGUGGAGCAAUCUUUGCGAGGAUGUCGCCAGACCAGAAGCAACAACUCGUUCAGGAAUUGCAAUCUUUGGGAUACUAUGUUGCUAUGGUAGGUGAUGGGGCAAACGACUGUGGAGCUUUGAAAGCUGCCCACACCGGAAUUUCUCUCUCUGACACUGAAUCUUCAGUAGCAUCGCCGUUUACCAGCCGCGAGACUAACAUUUCUUGCGUAUUGACCGUGAUUCGAGAAGGUCGCGCAGCUUUGGUCACUUCCUUCGGAAUUUUCAAGUAUAUGGCGAGUUACUCACUCACUCAAUUCAUCUCCGUGAUGCUGCUGUACAGUUUCGAGUCGAAUUUGACAGACAUCGAGUUCCUCUACAUAGAUCUCUUUAUCAUCUCGAUCUUCGCUUUCUUCUUUGGUCGUACCGAGGCCUACGAUGGUUCGUUAGUCAAGACAGCUCCUCUGAACAGUCUCAUUAGCAUCACUCCCAUUCUUAGCUUAGUGACUCAAAUUUUAAUCGUGGCUCUAUUUCAGUCCGUUAGUCUAUGGCAUCUUCAACAAAUGGAUUGGUUCAAACCGUUCAAUGCUACGGAGAAAGCUGCUGAGAACAAGGACGAUGUGAGCUGUACCGAAAAUUACACGGUUUUCAUAAUCAGUUCCAUGCAGUAUAUCAUUCUGGCUGUGACGUUCUCUAAGGGUCAUCCAUAUAGAAAGUCUCUGUUCACGAAUUACGGUCUGCUCACCUCGUUCAUUUGUCUCAGCCUCUUCUCCGUUUACCUCGCGACCUUUCCCUUUGAGUGGCUGAGUAACUGGUUCGAGCUGAUCCUUCCAGAGAACGUUGGCUUCCGCUUCAUCUUGGUCGGCUACGGUAUCGUCAACUUCGUGAUCUCGUUGCUAAUGGAGUACUUCUUUGUUGACUACCUCGUUUUUAGAAAAUUACGCUAUCGUUGGCAUAACAUAGACAAAUCUAGACGAAAGUUCCUCGCGAUUGACCGUGACAUGGCACGCGAUUUAAAAUGGCCACCGAUCUCCCAAGAACCGUUACCAGAAGCUGCUCCCGAUAUCCUGAUUCGUCAAAACGUCACCGAGAUCAAGAUCGAGAAACGCGUUCCCGAGUCCUGUCAUCCUGUGGACACGAGCUUCAUGAACAGUCCGAUCUGUGAGAACUUCAAGCACUUUGGCUCUGCCAGAGAAGUCACUCUAAAUCCCAAGUCCUUGUUCAACGAUCGCAGAAACACCGUAUCCAUGCAAACGGUUCCUUGCUUCGAGGACAGAGAUUCCGUGCUGAAACAACCGAACAUAGAGCUAACAGCGAAGAGAAGAUACAAUUCGGAAUCGGAGAAAGGGAUCAAUCGGUACGAAAAAGCCAGUUUUAAGAGCCACAGCACAAAUCCAAUCGCAACCCUGCCUAGGAACACUGCUAUGGCUCUUCAACCGCAGAAAUUGAGGGAUUUGAAGAGCGCCUUGAUGCACAAAAGCGAAUAUGGCUUGUCUCCCACUACACAAAGUGUCCUUGAACUCGAUAUUCUACCGUCGUAGAACAGAGCGAUUUAUCCUCGUGGGAUUUGAAUUGGUAGUGACCAAAGAACGGUACUUCGAGCAACGAACGGUAAUCGUUACAAGUUUGAAGAACGAUCUACUGUUUGCUAUUCGACGUACCUGCCCGAUUUCAUAGACCGGAUUGUCACGAAGUAUCUCCACUUUAUCUGCCAGUGCAUUUGUUGUCCCAUGACAAUUGCAAUACAAGACUGUUUUCAGCUGCUAUACGGAAUCACUCAGGAACGUUUAAUUCAGAGACGAUCAGGAAAGUUUCGAAUCACCAGCAUUCAACUGGAAGAAACGAUAUGGCAAAUUUCCGACACGAUCUCUAAUCUAAAUAUCGUUCACAAGAGUGCAUUUAGAAUGCCGCGGCAUUCACGACAGCUUGGUAACCAACGAUGCAUCCCACGAGCAUCGUACGGUAGAUCAACUGAAGGGGUCCCUUUUGACCUGAUCUUUCUUCGUCCUCCUCCGUUACUAGUAUUCGAGCAUGCCAGACUCGAAAGAGAAAGUAUUAUCAUUAGUUUAUUUAACUUAGAUGAUGAAUUUUAACUUACUCUGCCGUCAGGGAGCACUGGUCUCGAAGAGCGAUCACCUUGGCGCAGACCGAACGAAAUAAAUAGUUAGAUACGUUCUUUUUCUUUUUUGGGGGGGGGGGCAUCUCUUUCGCGUUUAGACGCCGUCUUUUUUCACUGCGGUUUCAAAGAUAUACUUAAAAAAUAAAUUAAAGAUAAUAUAAUACAUGGAUCACGCGCUUUGUGUGACAAGAUGUAUAGAUGGUUGCGAAUGCUAAUGAAUUUUCUAAACUAGGAAACUAUAGGGAAUUGAUCAUAUUCCCGUUUUCACAACGAGCUUUUUUCUUUCUUUUUUUUUUUCGAUAUAAUAGCCAGGCAGUUGUUAUUGAAAAUAUCGAAUAACCUAAAACGACGCUCGACGCGUUAUCGACGUUAGUAGAACAAAAAGUCGUUUGUAUAAGAACAAUGAAAUUUCGUCGUGAAAGCGGGAAGUUAGUGUACUUUUUUGUUGGUGUGAAGAUGGGAAACUUGUAACUAUACCGUAGUUUAUCCCAUGAUAAUCUUAUUUAAUAGAACUUCGAUAACCGACGUCCUGCGAUCUGCAAAUGCAGAAAUUCGAUGCUCGUUGUCACAGAUACUUACUGUUAAACCGAAUAACGAGAUAAAUGUGUACUUAUAUACGCAAUGGAAAAUACAUACUUAAGCGCGUUAUUCUAUUAUUUGCAACGCUAAGCUUGCGUUGAAUUAUAGCGGUUGUCGAAUAACAAAGUAUGUUUUUAAUGUAAAA